GUCAAUAUUCCGACGCGGCGCGUAUAAAUCUCCGAUGUGUACCCGCGGCUUCAUCUUCGAUCGCCUUCAGUCCUGGUGUUCCACUAAGUCUCGUCUGUUCCCUAAUUUUUCUGCAUCAGUUUCUUCCGCAUUGCCAAUUUUCUAUAUUUGGAUUCUGAAAUUUAAACAUCCCGAUUUCUCCAUUUCCCCUUUGGUUCUUCCUGCUCGGUUAGAAUCCAAUCCCCUUUUUUUUUUUCCACCUUAAAUCUCCCAUAGAUUUCUUCUUCUGCUCCUCGGAUCAAUCGCCCUGAUUUGUUGUCGUCAAGGCUACAGUUCCCCGAAGCCUCUCUCAGGGUUCGUGCGGAGUUUCAUCAUUUCCCUUGGAUUCUGUGUAGUGGAUUGGUAAUUUUGUAUUUCUUGAUCCAUUUUAGGCGGGAAUGGAUCGCUAGUCGUCGAUUUUUCUUUUCAGUGCUUGUUUUCUUUUUCUUUUGAGUGGUCGAUUUUUUCAUUUCAUCAUCUUACUGUGCUGGUGAUGGUCGCUGAAUCUUGAACUGUGAAUUUUUUUUAAUGUAAUUUCUUGGAUCGUUUGUUCUUUGAAUACCGAACCACUAAUUUGGCUGUUUCAUUUUCGUCCUCGUUGAAAAUGUCGUCUAUGGGUGUUAUUGCUCUUUGUCCUGUUCAGAAUGACCACUUAUUUUCCCCUAAUCGCUUAAUUGCUCCAUCGAUUUUGGAAUCUGAUGAAUCCAUUUGGAUAUACGUUUCUGUUUCGGGCUCUAUGAGUCCUAUGCCCAUCUUUGCAUCGGAAUCAAUUGAAUCUGUGAAGUUAAGGAUCCAAUCCUGCAAAGGAUUUGUGGUGAAGAAACAAAAGUUAGUUUGUGGAGGUCGAGAAUUGUCUCGAAAUCGUUCGUUAGUUCGGGAUUAUGGUGUUACUGAUGGUAAUGUGUUGCAUUUGGUGCUGAGGCUGUCUGAUCUUCAGGUCAUUAAUGUCAAGACUUAUUGUGGGAAGGAGUUUACCUUCCAUGUCGAGCGCGAUAGAGAUAUCGCUUAUGUCAAAGAGAAGAUCGGGAAGAAGGUAAAGGAAUUUGUGGACACUGAUGAGCAUGAAGUAGUGUGUGGUGGAAGAGCUCUAGAUGAUCAUAGCCUUGUAGCUGAUAUUUGUAAUAGGAAGGAUGCAGUCAUACAUUUGUUUGUUCGGAAGUCUGCGAAAGUUCGUGGCCGACCUGUUGAUAAGAACUUUGAGCUCUCUAUUGUGGCAUCGAAUUUCAAAGAAGAAUGUAAAUCUGAGUUUUCUAGGGGAAGUGAUCAGAAGAAGAAAUGCAAUGAGGAUACAAAAGUUUAUACGACAAACUAUGAAUAUGACAAAAAAAUUGCACCAAGAAGGCCUUCUCCUAAUGGAGGUAGCUUCAUGGAGCCCAUUGUCGUUAACCCGAAGAUCGAAAUACCAAUACCGAUCUGGGAUAUGCUGAACUCGACUAUAGAUGGUUUAGACCAUGGGCAUUUUCCAGUUAGGUCCUUGGAGGGAACUGGCGGAGCGUAUCUAAUGUUAGACUCAUCAGGAAAGAAGUAUGUGUCAGUUUUUAAGCCAAUUGAUGAGGAGCCAAUGGCUGUGAACAAUCCGCGAGGGCUUCCAUUGUCGUUAGAUGGCGAAGGGCUAAAGAAAGGAACCCGAGUUGGAGAAGGAGCAUUCAGAGAAGUUGCAGCUUACAUUUUAGAUCAUCCAGUAAGUGGACACCGUUCAAUGUUCGGCGACGAUAAUGGCUUUGCUGGUGUUCCUCCUACAGUAUUCGUCAAGUGCUUUCACGACGGGUUCAGCCAGAGCCAUCGUAGCGAGAAAUCGAUUAAAAUCGGUUCCCUGCAGAUGUUCAUGGAAAAUAAUGGUAGUUGUGAGGAUUUUGGUGCUGGGGCUUUCCCUACUAAAGAGGUGCAUAAAAUCUCUGUUUUAGAUAUCAGAUUGGCAAAUGCAGAUAGACAUGCUGGAAACAUUCUAUUGGGAAAAGAAAGAGAAGGGGGUCGAACUGUGCUUAUUCCGAUCGACCAUGGAUACUGCUUGCCAACAAGCUUUGAAGAUUGUACAUUUGAGUGGCUGUAUUGGCCACAAGCCCAGCAACCAUAUGAUGCAGAGACAUUAGACUACAUACAAUCACUGGACGCAGAGGAAGAUAUUGGCCUUCUGAAGUUCCAUGGAUGGGAGCUGCCUCUUGAAUGUGCUCGUACGCUUCGCAUCUCGACCAUGCUUUUGAAGAAAGGGGCAAAGAGAGGGCUCACGCCAUUCGAGAUCGGUAACAUAAUGUGUCGAGAAAACUUGACAAAGAAAUCCGUGAUCGAGGAGUGCGUGGAAGAAGCAAUGGAUUCUUUGCUUCCUGGUACAAGUGAAGCAACAUUCCUUGAAACUGUAUAUGAAAUAAUAGAUCACCGCCUGGAUCUGAUUGCUGCUUCAUUGUCCUGACGGGGAAGGUUAUAAAAAAAAAAGACCAUUUUAGUAACAACUAAUAAUAGGUGUAAUUAAAUUUACAAUAUGUGGAUAAUGCACAUAUGAUGUUAAUGAAAUAUUAUUACUAUGUACCAACGACCGACAGGACUGUUUUCUGUUC
Messenger RNA from Cucurbita pepo subsp. pepo (vegetable marrow), 2570 nucleotides. Its product is annotated as phosphatidylinositol 4-kinase gamma 4. Gene Ontology annotation, molecular function: protein binding. The record is from RefSeq and is a predicted model, not a curated record. Lineage: Eukaryota; Viridiplantae; Streptophyta; Magnoliopsida; Cucurbitales; Cucurbitaceae.